Salvia hispanica is the source of this 1268-nucleotide messenger RNA. Its product is annotated as dof zinc finger protein DOF3.6-like. The record is from RefSeq and is a predicted model, not a curated record. Gene Ontology annotation, molecular function: DNA binding; DNA-binding transcription factor activity. Lineage: Eukaryota; Viridiplantae; Streptophyta; Magnoliopsida; Lamiales; Lamiaceae. Gene Ontology annotation, biological process: regulation of DNA-templated transcription.
AUUCUCAUUCUUCCUUUAUCUUUCUCUCUCUCUCUCUCUCAAGGUUCCAGUUGAUGUGAUUCUCCACUAUAGCUCCCAAAACCACAUACCCUUUACAAAAGAGAAGGAGCCAUGGUUUUUUCUUCAAUUCCAGCUUAUCUUGAUCCAUCCAACUGGCAUCAGCCUCAAAACCACCAUCUACUCCCACUACAGCAGCCGGAGGGGGCUGCGCAGCCUUCCCCGCCUCCUCCGCAGCCCCAUGGAAGCGGAGGAGGAUCGAUCCGGCCUGGCACGAUGUCAGAGCGGGCUCGAAUCGCGAACGUGCCGAUGCCGGAUUCAUCCCUAAAAUGCCCUCGGUGCGAAUCCACCAACACCAAAUUCUGCUACUUCAACAACUACAGCCUCUCUCAGCCGCGCCACUUCUGCAAGACCUGCCGCCGCUACUGGACCCGCGGCGGCGCCUUGCGGAACGUCCCCGUGGGGGGAGGCUGCCGCCGCAACAAGCGGAGCAGCAAGUCCACCACCUCCAAGGCCUCCCCGGCGAGCGACGAUCGCCAGACUGCCACCUCCACAUCCACCAGCGGCCUCUCGCCGCAGUUCCCACCUCUUCGGUUCAUGUCGCCGCUGAGUCAACUCACCGACAACUUUGCCGGAAACAUGGGCUUGAACUACAGCCUGCCGAUGGGGACGAACGAGAUGGGGUUCUACAGCGGCGGCGGAGGGGGGAUGGCUUCGCUUCUGUCCAGCGUCGGCGGCGGCGGAGGAGGUGGAAUUGAGCCGUGGCGGCUGCAGCAGCACCCUUUCUUCGGCGGUUUCGAGGCGUCGCAGCCGGAGAAUUACCAAUUCCACGGCGGCGAGUCAGGGUUUCUGAACAACGAAGCGAGUCGGGCGAAGUUUUCGAGCUCGCUGUUGAGUCAGCUAGCGUCGGUGAAAAUGGAGGAAAACCCUAAUUUUUCAAGGCAAUUGAUGGGAGGAAUUGCAGGGAAUGGGAAUGAACGAUGGAAUUCCAACACGAAUUGGACAGAGCUCUCCAAUUUCAGUGCUUCUUCGACGAGCACUCCAUUGUAGUGAUCUCGAAAAUUUCUCUAUUAAGAGAGAUAACGCAGGAGAAGAUUAAAAUUUGAAGAAUGAUGAUGGUGGCUUUGUUCGGCUGAAAAAGCCCUAGAAAUUGGUAGGUUUUAAUGGUUAUUUUUCUUUGUGGUUUGGUUUGUUUUGGGGAUCAUCAAAUCUUAUUUUGUAGCUCUGUACUGACUGAGAUUAAUGUUUAGAUGAAUGUGUGAUUUCCGUCA